This is a messenger RNA of Liolophura sinensis, 2732 nucleotides long. Its product is annotated as glutathione hydrolase 1 proenzyme-like. Lineage: Eukaryota; Metazoa; Mollusca; Polyplacophora; Chitonida; Chitonidae. The record is from RefSeq and is a predicted model, not a curated record. The coding region runs from base 302 to 2002 and encodes 566 amino acids. Gene Ontology annotation, cellular component: plasma membrane. The transcript is spliced from 12 exons. Gene Ontology annotation, molecular function: glutathione gamma-glutamate hydrolase. Gene Ontology annotation, biological process: glutathione catabolic process.
GACUGCCAACCGAAACAGGAAAGUUUACCUGAGGGGAACAGAAUUCUCGUCCCUGCGGUGAACUAAGCUACUUAUAUAUUUAGCUGGACUUUGAUGCGGACAAGCCGUUUACGGUUAGUACACAGAGAUUACCUGGACUGUCGACAUGGGAAAAGGCGGAUAUACCAGGAUACGACUGGCCGUUUUGGGCGUUGUGGGGAUCGUUGCCAUCGUAGCGCCAUCGGGCUGGGUCUUGGAUUGGGACUAGGGCCGCCCAGAGAGGCCCAACCUGCGGGACAGUCCGGCAGAGGUUUCCCCCACGAUGAAGGCUCCUCGAUCUACUACCAUCGAUGGGGAGGUGGAAAUCCCGCUGGAUGGCAGCUACUCCGAGCAGGGGACCUACCGCUACGCUAGCGUGGCGUCUGACGCUAAAGUCUGCUCAACUGUUGGGACCAACAUCAUGGCCAGACAGGGUGGGUCGGCAGUAGACGCGGCUAUCGCCACUCUCCUCUGUGUCGGGGUAUGUAACAUGCACAGCACCGGGAUUGGCGGAGGACAUUUCAUGACCGUCUAUAUACGGGAAAACAAGACAGCCUACAGUUUUUCUGCCCGCGAGGUGGCGCCACUAGCUGCUACGGAAGACAUGUACGUGAACAAGUCUAAGGGCGCCUCCACCCUCGGUGGCCUGUCGAUAGGCGUUCCUGGAGAGAUUGGGGGGAUGUUUGCUGCUCACCAGAAGUUUGGGAGAGUCAAGUGGAAGAAGCUGUUCGAACCCACGAUCCGUUUGUGUGAGGAAGGUGUACCAGUGUACAGGGCUCUGUACGCCGCCAUAGAGGCCACCAAGGUCAGGGACUUCUGGAAAGAUUUCCCCAAACUACGUGAGCUUCUGACGAACCCAGAUACCAACGAAACAUACAAAAUCGGAGAAAAGAUGAAGAGGCCGAAGUUAGCCGAAACGUUACGGAUUAUCUCGGAGGAAGGUCCAGAUGCUUUCUAUAAUGGCUCUCUGACGAAGAAUAUAACUCUGGAUAUGCAAGAAGCGGGAGGUAUAAUCACAGCUGAGGACCUAGGGAGGUACACAGUGCGCGAGGAAUCUCCCGUCAGCUACAAGAUGCGAAAUGGACUCACCAUCUUCUCCUCGCGUCCCCCAUCAAGUGGACUCAUCAUCUCCUAUAUACUUAACAUACUAGACGGAUACAACCUUACACAAGCUGACGUGGCUGACGUGAAUAGCACGGUUCUGACCUAUCACAGAAUUGUUGAAGCGUUCAAAUUUGGAUACGCUAAGAGAACGAACCUUGGAGAUGAGCUAUUUUUAGGGCAUGUGACAAAGAUGAUCGAGAAUUUGACCUCAUCAGAUGUGGGGGACAGCAUAAGAGCCCGGAUCACAGAUGACAGGACGCACAAUUACACGUAUUACGAACCGGUGUUUGCUGAAGAACCUGACCUAAUGGGUACCGCCCACCUGUCAGUCAUGGCUGCGAAUGGAGAUGCCGUGUCUGUCACCAGUACCAUCAACUUAUAUUUUGGUUCUAAAGUAGUGGGCUCUAGAACAGGUAUUGUGUUUAAUAACGAGAUGGACGAUUUCUCCACGCCCGGUCAGAACAACGCCUUCAACCUUCCGCCCUCUCCGGCCAAUUUCAUCCGGCCUGGAAAGCGCCCCCUAUCCUCUAUGUCACCCACUAUCUUCGUGGACAAGGACGGGAUAGUCCGGCUGGUGGCCGGGGCCUCCGGGGGGUCGCAGAUUACCACAACCGUAGCCUGGGUGGCGAUGCAAGCCCUGUGGUUUGGUUUGGACAUGCAGAAGGCCAUCGACAAACCCCGGAUGCACCAUCAGCUGGUCCCCGACUUCGUCCGCUGUGACAAGGGCAUACCACCGGAAGUGUUGAACGGGCUGAGAGCUAAAGGUCACGACGUUCAGGUACGUCAGGUGACGUCAGUAUGUCAAGGUGUUCUGCACCGGAACGACAGCCUGGAUGCAUGCUCAGAUCGGCGGAAAGGCGGUGUACCAGAUGGUUACUAGGGAUUAGUUACGCUGGGCCACGACGCCAUCUUGGCAUCGACCGUUGAUUGGAGGGAUUUAAAUGUCAGCUCGGCUUGAUGGCAUUCAGGGGGAGAUCGAGGCAUUCACGCCGCUGAUAUUUAUCCCGUCCAAACCCAGAAAUCACUAUCUGUUUUUGUUUGACCUCGUCAUAUUUGUUUGGUAUUGCUAAUGGUGUUUCUCUGCCAUGUCAGAACAAAUCUCACUUAUCUCUGUUAUGUUAUAAUCAUUUUGUACCACGUGCACAUGUAAGCUACCUCUCACUUUGCACACAGCGUAAUCUAUGUUACAGAAAGCGUGACGUAGUGGGCAGAAAGUCUGACAUAAUGCACACAGUGCAGAAAGUUGUACUGAAAAUGGACAUAUUACAUAUCAUUUUUAAACUUGCUCAGCAUUUUUUUGUUUCAAAGCAUUAUUCUUUUCAACGUUUCUUCUUUUACUACACACCAUACCUGUUUAUAUAAUCAUCGGAAAAUGGGUGAACAUAAGACCAACAUAGUUACUUGAGAAGAUCUGAUUAAUUCAAAAGUGAAUUUUCUUUUUUUCUUUAUACAUGCCAAAUAACUGCUAUACGGUGCUGUUUUCACUGUUACAUUUACAUAUGAAAAUAUUUGGCGUUGUUCUUUUAGACGGUAUAAUUUUGUAUUUUCUGAAGCGAAACCGCAAAAUACAAUUCACAUUGUUUGUAUGGAUGUACAUGGAAGUAAAUGUU